AUGUCCGAGAGCGUGAACGGGGCUCCCGCGGAGAGCGCGCGCUACGCCAAGGCGCCGCACCUGUGGGCGCUGGGCGUGGGCGCCGUCGUGAGCGGCGACUUCUUCGGCUGGCAGUCGGGCCUCGUGGCGGGCUUCGACGGGCUGCUCAUCAUCCUGGCGCUCGUCACGGUGCUCUACGUGCUGCUGUCCUUCUCCAUCGCCGAGCUGUCCACGACGGUGCCCGCCGGUGGGGGGCCCUACGUCUUCGCGCUGCACGCCAUCGGCCCGCGCGCCGCCUUCUUCGCCGGCCUGGCCGAGAGCCUCAAGGUCGUCAUCACGUGCGCCGUCGUGGUCACGGGCAUCAGCUCGUACAUGAACCAGCUGCUGAGUCUGAGCUCCGAGUACGGUCCGAUCUGGUGGGCCGUCUUCUACGUCCUCUUCGUGUCGCUCAACAUCGUGGGCAUCGAGAUGACCUUCCGCGUGCAGGCGGUCACGACGGUCGUGUCGGUGGUGAUUCUACUUGUGUUCUACAUCGGCGCGGCGACCAAAGUGUCGUACAGCGAGUGGGUGUCAGCGUUCGACUGGCAGUACCCGAGCGGCUGGGAUGGCGCGGUCAAGGGCUACUCGUUCGCGUUGUGGUUCUAUCUGGGCAUCGAGGAGCUGCCGCUCGCUGUCGAGGUGACCGUCAACCCGGAGCGCAACAUGCCAAUUGGCCUCAUGACGUCGAUCUCCACCCUCGUCGUGCUGGCGUUUUGCACUGUCAUCUUCAACUCGAUGAUCUCCCCUGGUGCUGAAGAAAUGUACAACAGCUCGUCGCCGCUGCUGACGGGGUAUCAGAGCGUGUUUGGGGAUAACAGCACCACGUCGGGCUUUUCGUGGAUGCUGAUCCUUGGACUUAUUGCGAGCUUCCACUCGUUCGUGUUCUGCAUGGGUCAGUUGCUGUACGCUAUUGCCCGUGACGGAUACUUGCCGCAUAUCCUGACCACGCUCCAUCCGACGCGUGGUACGAUGUAUGUGUCGUUGAUUACCGGCAGCUCCAUCGGAUUCCUUGUGGUGCUUGUGUUGCACUACAUUAUCGGCGACACUCGCCUGGGAUCGGUGAUGAUCAACCUCGCGCUCAUCGGCGCCGUGACGUCGUACUCGUUCCAGCUGACCUCGUUCAUUCGUCUGCGGAUCAAGGAGCCGAACCGACCUCGGCCCUACCGCAGCCCUUUCGGCAUCCCCGGCGCUGUGAUUUCCAUGGCGUUGUGCGUUGCAGGUAUGGUGUCGAUCAUCUACAGCGGCACGUCGAGCUACGAAUUCCUCGCGUCCAUCAUCGUGGCGAUCCUGUACUUCGCUAUCGGCGCCACGUACUUCUUCCUCCGUGUGCAGCCGCGCAUUGAAGCGGCCCCAACGCCGAAAUUGCGUGAAAACCUUCUCAGUAGCGUCUCGUCGAAGGUCUAA
Messenger RNA from Phytophthora sojae, 1422 nucleotides. RefSeq names its product amino acid/polyamine transporter. Gene Ontology annotation, biological process: amino acid transport; transmembrane transport. Gene Ontology annotation, cellular component: membrane. NCBI's taxonomy places the organism in Eukaryota, Oomycota, Peronosporomycetes, Peronosporales, Peronosporaceae. Gene Ontology annotation, molecular function: amino acid transmembrane transporter activity. The coding region runs from base 1 to 1422 and encodes 473 amino acids. The transcript has a single exon. The record is from RefSeq and is a predicted model, not a curated record.